Messenger RNA from Abrus precatorius (Indian licorice), 1209 nucleotides. RefSeq names its product putative nuclear RNA export factor SDE5. The transcript has 8 exons. The record is from RefSeq and is a predicted model, not a curated record. Bases 1 to 1209 code for a protein of 402 amino acids. NCBI's taxonomy places the organism in Eukaryota, Viridiplantae, Streptophyta, Magnoliopsida, Fabales, Fabaceae.
AUGGAAGCAAAAUCACCUGACAGUGAGCAGGGGAAUCUGAGGGGGUUGCUUGAAUCCUUUGGUUCUGCAUUUGCUUUGGAGGACAUUGCAAAUGCCUAUUGGGAGGCAAAACAAGAUGUUAAUUUGGCUGCAGAAAUUCUUUGUGGGUCUAAAGAUGAGUUGAAGGGUGCAAUAAAUGUCUCUGUUCCUAAGUCUUUUCAUGGUGCAGUGAAGUCAGGAUUUCGUGGUGCAUCACUGGGUAAUGUUGCUGGAGUUGUUGGAAGAGACUGCAUUCAACCCAAGACAUGGAGUAAGUCUAAAAGAGAAGUAAGAAAACCGUUGAAGUUAGAUGCGAAGGAAUUCCCUGAAUCAGUGAUAUGGGGUGAAAAACCUUCACUGAGUGCUGCAGCAGCGAAGGGCACUGUGAGUGAUGAGGUUGUUGACUUCCUCUAUAGGAUGCUUGAAGAGGGCUUUGAACUUGACAAGAAUAAGAUACAUGACGUUCUUGGCCUCUGUGGAUAUGAUGUGCAGAAGACAAUGGAGGAGCUGCUUGAUGAGUCAGCUUCCACUUUGGAGAAAUGCAAUGAUGUUCGUGACCUGGCUGGUGAAAAUCACAUAAUUUUGAAUGUAGAGAGUGACGAUGAUGAGAAUAGUUAUAAGGCACUACGUCAAUCCGUGAGGGAACAUUGGCUUACCAUGAAAGAAUACUACCGAGCUGCUGUUGAUGCAUUUGUCAAGAGUGAUUAUGCCCGGGCAGACAGACUACGAGAACAGGGGCAUUUUUUUAAUAGAAUGGCUCGAGAAGCAGAUGAAAAAUCUGCGCAGAAGCUUUUUCGAACCAAUGAAACCAACGAUGAUGAAAUACCUCUUGAUUUGCACGAGCAUGAGCCAAAGCAGGCCCUUCAUCUUCUCAAACUUCAUUUAACUUCUCUCUCUGGCAUUCAUGGUAGGCAGCAAUUUCUGUGCAAGUCAUUUGAUUAUGGAAAGAAUUGCAUGGCACACCUUGAUCCGAUAAAUGAUAUUCGUACUUUAACCUUUCCAGCAAUCAAGUACCUUCGAGUCAUAGUUGGGACAGGAGAUGAAGAUAGAAAAGGAGCUAGGAAAAAAUUGAUUAUUAAGCUGCUGAACAAGAAUUCCAUUAAAUGGACAGAGGAGGACAUUGGUCGGACCUUACUCCUCCAAGUAGAUGUCAUUGAUAGGAAGAGUUUGAGUUUUGCACAAAAAAGCUGA